AUGGCUGCGAUCUACGCGGUCUAUACAUCCCCGAACCAUACACCAAUACCCAACCAUCUCCCGACACUCAUAGUUACCCCUCAUGGCCAGCCAUCUAACAUCCUUUACUCCUACCUCCACACCAAUUUCAACUCGGAGAACUACCUCCUGACACCGUCCCCGCAAGGUGACCUAUGCGUCGCAAAGCUCUUUCCGCCGCGGCGAGAUCCACCCGGUGUGAAGGGCGCAGCAUCCAUGUCGGAUCCUGGGCACGGCAGCAAUGGUGCACCACGUGUCGUGCGCUGCGAAGCUUCGCGUAACCUCAAGUGGACGAUAACCAACACAGGCGUCAUCUCCCCUAUCUACAAGCUCGCUCUCCCCGCACCGGACUCGGCGGACCUCCCCUUAUUCCAGAUCUCGAAACCGAAUCCGAAUGCAGGGUUUUGGAGUAUGUUUUACUUUGCGUACGCGGGACAUAAUAUCCCCCCGAAGCGCAUUGAGUUUGGGAAGAUUCAGAAGAAUCCGCCUGGACCGAAUGGUGGUGGCACGAGGAUUACGAUUACGGGAAAGACGCCUGAGGAGAAGGCGGUGUGGCAGACUUUGGGCGAAGGGAAUGAGGAUUGCGUAGAAUGGGUUGUGUUAUGCGCUGCGCUUAAUCUUCUUGACGAUGAAAUUCUCAAAGCAGCAGAGAAGACAAUGGCAGCAGGCCCUCCACCCCCCGUAUCGCUUCGCGAUCCGGGUCCAGUCCGACAAAACAGCUUACCAGGACAAGGCGGUCCUCCACCUCCCGGUCCCGGUCCAAUACGCAGUCCGCAAGGUCCUCCACCACCACAAGGCCCAGGACGCGGUCCGCCUCCUCCAGGAAUGCCUGGCGCACCAGGACCAAACGGGAUGCCACCAAUGCAAAUGCGUGUGCCACCUCCGGGCCCUCCAGGCGGUGGGCCGAUGAGUCCAGGACCGAUGGGCGGGAUGCCAAUGGGUGGGCCGGGUCCUGGUCCUGGAGGUAUGCCACCUCCGGGACCUGGAAUGGGACGAGGUUACCCGCCGCCUGGAGGACCUGGUGGGUUCGGCUCACCUCCUCCAGGAGGACCGGGAGGUUCAGGGUUUAUGAGUCCUGGCCCUGGAGGACCGGGAGGACCGGGAGGAUUCCCUGGCGGUCCACCACCUCAACAACGCGGUCCGAUGCAAGCUCCACCUCCCAGACGAUUCUGAUCGUUCUUUGUCGUUAUUUGGUGGCACAUAUAUAUUUUCCUUACUUAUACCUUUUACCCUCGCGGAGAAGUAUGCGUAGAGAUUGAGUUGCGUUUUCACUUUCCCUCGUCUCUUAUUUUACUUCUUUGGUUGCCUUCCUUCAACCACCCACUAGCGACUUUUUGCUCUGUGCUUGUUCAUAUACCUUCACCUUCAUUGAACGAGCAGGACUUGGUCAUUCUGUAAAUACAGUAAAUACCUAUCUGGGGCUCUGGGAGUUUUGUUGCACCUCACUGCUUAAAUGUGCGUGUGCAUAAGACUCAAGUAUUAUCUUCUUUUCCUUAUUACUCCCUUCUUUUCUUCUCCCUCUCUUUCCUGUCUAUUAACUUCUUAAGAUCCAUGUCUACUCUUUAUCUAUAUCCUGAUCGACUCUUUUACUCGUUUUUACUUUUUUGGUGUUUGUGAGUAGUAACUUUGAAGUUGUACGCACACUCUCGUCUCUUUCUGUGUUUGUUAUCUUGCGUUUUCCAUUAUCUAUUCCUUCUUUCAUCUUUCUUGCCUUCUUUCCGGUCUAGUAAAAUGGUGAUUGUGUAUGUACUGGGUUGGGUUGGGUUGGGUUGGGUUGUUGUGGGGAUACAUAAAGUAGUUCAGCGUAGCAAAAGGGGAAUUUAACAUUUG
This is a messenger RNA of Fomitiporia mediterranea MF3/22, 1848 nucleotides long. RefSeq lists its product as uncharacterized. The transcript has 5 exons. NCBI's taxonomy places the organism in Eukaryota, Fungi, Basidiomycota, Agaricomycetes, Hymenochaetales, Hymenochaetaceae. Bases 1 to 1191 code for a protein of 396 amino acids. The record is from RefSeq and is a predicted model, not a curated record.